AUGGAUGUGCAUGCGAAAGAAAUUGUCGAUAGUGUCUCAUAUUUGGAAACCUACGCUGGUCUUCUUCUGAAUUUGGGUAGGGUCGACGAGGCUGAAAGUAUUGUGUGGCAACUUCUUGAACGCAAUCCUGACUGCAAAUCUUACUAUGAGUUGUUUUAUAAAGUGAAUGAAGUCAGGACGAAUUGUGCAAUGAAAUUAGCUGAGAAGCGUAAAAUGUUGGGAGAGUGCGUUCAAAAGUUUUCGUCGGCUCGGCUUCCAAAACUGCUCUUUUUGGAAACGCUGGAUGGUGAUGAAUUUGGUUUUCACGUUGAUAUUUUUAUGCGCAAGUACCUUCGAAAGGGUGUUCCCAAUCUUUUUGUUCAGCUGAAGCGGUUCUACAAGUCUGAUGCAAGACGAACCACUCUGGAGAAUCUCUACUUGACUUAUCGUGCAAAUCUAGAUGACCAUGGGACUCUAGGCCCCGUUUCGUACGGAAAGUUGAAAUCACCAUAUUCGGACGAUGCUGCAAUUGAGCCGCCAUCAACUUCGCUGUGGCUCAAUUAUCUUAUUGCUCAACACUAUAACUUCAUGAGGCAGACACAAAAAGCGUUAAUUGUUGUUUCAAAGGAAAUCGAUAUUAAUCCCACCAUUGUUGAUCUCUACGUUCUGAAAGCCGAAAUCUAUCGAGAUGCCGGUGAUAUUAUAACUGCCAGUCGAUGGAUGGAUGAAGCUCAGUCACUAGACACCGCAGACAGAUUUAUUAAUGCUCAGUGUACAAAGUAUAUGGUUCAGGCUCAUAGAAUCGGAGACGCUGAGGCAAUGGCCUCAAAGUUUACGAGGGGUAGCACUACAGCCACCCAUUAUCUGAUCGAAAUGCAGUGUAUGUGGUUUUUGAUAGAAAACGCUCGUUCUUACAAAGCAAUGCAGAAAUAUGGGGAAGCACUGAAAUUUUGUCACGAAAUCGACCGAGCUUACACCGCCGUUCUCGAAGAUCAACUUGACUUCCAUUCCUACUGCUUACGAAAAGGCACUCUGAGGUCGUAUGUUGAAACCAUUCGGCUAGAGGAUCGUCUCCGUGACCACCCAGCGUAUUUUGAUGCUGCGUGUUUGGCUAUCGAAAUAUACUUGUACUUGCAUGUAAAUCCACUUGGCAGUGAGGGGCAGGAAGAAAACAAGCAAGGCGCCAAUCCAUCAUCCUCAGAAAUGAAGAAGCUACGUAAUAAGCAACGUCGGGCUGAGCGUCGAGCAGAAGUCAGCAAGGAGGACGAAAGGAAGAGGGAACAUCAAAAUCACCAGCGUAAUAGAGAUAGAAAUGAGGACCCUGAAAACCGGCCACCAGAAGUCGAGCAGCUUUCACCACAAAAACUGGCUCGGCCUGAAAAUGCUCUAAACGAGGCCUCUCGCUUUCUCCAACCAUUAAUCGACCUAUCAGGCAAUCGAGUCGAGACUCACUGUCUCGCUUAUGAGGUCUUCGAGCGAAAAGGCAAGUAUCUCUUGAUGCUUCGUGCCAUCCGUCGGGGAAUCAAAUUGCCUACGGCGAAAGAUCAUCCUUGGUUCAAUGAAUGCCUCUGCAGAUUUCUAAUACGCAUGUCGGAACUAGAACCGGAACCUGGCAAUCUCGUGCACGAGGUCCUGCUGCAGGAAGUGCAUGCCAUUUUCGGGGACAAUGAACUGCCUCGAGCCGAUGAAACUAAUGACAACUUCAUGAAGCGAAACUCUAAGUCUUUCCUGCACGUUUUCCGAGGUAUGCUCACCAAGACUAUAAUUGAGCCAAGAUCUUCAAGCGAUUUCCUGAAGCAAUUGCCAUCACCCACUGAAAAGGAAUUUGGCGAUGUCUCCUGGCAGGUAUUGUUUGAGGCUUUGGAGGUUUUAAGAACCUAUUUGAACCUAAAAUUAGCCCCAGUUACAAAUGAAAUCAUUAAUAGUUUUCGUGACAAGUGCUCACUACUCUACCCUCUUGCAAAUGUCUUCUUCACUGAGACGGCUCUGGAAAGUCACCUCAACGCGACAAUUUGUAAAAAUCCAGCUGCUACUCCUAAUGAGGCUUCUUCCAAACUGUCACCUUCGUGCCAGGACAAUGAAGAGUUUGAUCUGGUAGUCAAAAAACUUGAUGCUCUCUCCUACGAUGAAAACGCUGACGUGAACGGCAAUGCGCAGAAUAAACUGGAUGCUCACAUGUAUGCUAACAAAAAAGCGACAAGGCAGAGGCGGAAGAGGGCUAGUAACGUUGACAAUGCCAGGUCAAAUGCAGCGGAGACAACCAGUAUCUAG
Messenger RNA from Hydatigera taeniaeformis, 2250 nucleotides. The record is from the annotation of a GenBank genome assembly. Lineage: Eukaryota; Metazoa; Platyhelminthes; Cestoda; Cyclophyllidea; Taeniidae.